AUGGAAAGAAAAAAGGAAACGAAACCCCUUACUCUUCUUCAUCGUCGAGCCGAGGUCAUCCGGUCCAAGCCACACCAUAAAGCCACAGGAAGCUCAAGUGGCGUAACCUUACAGGGCCCCAAGUCGAAGUCGAUGAUGACAUUGAUCUUGAAACUCAAUGAUGAUCAAAUUACAAAAUAUCCAAACACCAAAAAAGCCACCAAAAAGUCUAAUAAUGAAGUCAAAUACUGUUCAGACAGAUGCCGGAAUCGGAAACCGGGAAAACUGGACAAAAAGAUUGAGCAAACUAUUGUGGCACUUUUAGAUCAAGAGAAAGAAUCCGGACUAGAGAAGACUGGCGCCAAGGAUCGUUUUGUGAAAGGAGAUCAUCGUAUUAUUGUUACCUGUGAUGAAAUUGAAGAGAUUGUAUUUGGAAGUCGAUUUGAUCCUGAAAAGGUUUACGGGAGAAGGAAAAACCGAAAAAGUCGAGCAAUUGGAGGAGCGAAUGCUGAUGCAGAAUGGAAAACUGUUGAUAUGGAAAGUAGUGAGGAUUCGGCGAGCGAGGACGUCCCUCCUCAGCCCAUGGAUAAUAAAAUCGGCCCAAUUAUACGUCCACCCCAAACAGAGUCAGAUGUCAACUUUAGCAUUGGAGGCGAGAGGGGUAGGGCCGAGAGAACGGAGGAAUCGGCUUCUGAUAUACAGAAAAAGAAUGAUGGCCAGAGACAGGCCGAGGAGAGGGAGAUGGUUCGACGGGCAGCUAGAAGGGCUGUUGUCUUUGGUUUCGUUGUUGAACAGCCUUUGGAAACCGUUUCAUCUCAGGCUUCCAAAGGCUCGAAGCACAAAAAGUCGGUUAGCUGGGAGGAGAACGUUGCGAAGGAAUCCAUCAAACGCAAGUGUGAGGCUUUGAUGCAAGGCUCAGUAGUUGAGCCAAGUUUUGCUAAAGGGAAUUGGUCUAUUAGAUGGCGGGAGUAG
Molecule: messenger RNA, 951 nt
Organism: Sclerotinia sclerotiorum 1980 UF-70
Lineage: Eukaryota; Fungi; Ascomycota; Leotiomycetes; Helotiales; Sclerotiniaceae
Exons: 2
Coding region: 1-951 (316 amino acids)
Source: RefSeq, a predicted model, not a curated record